AGACUAUGGCGUGUAUAUGGGGCAAAGAUCACGCUAUAAGAAACCUUAGCUCGGAUCGAUCCCGCGUUGAAAAUUGCAAGUCAUAUUAUUUUGGAAUACAAUAUUUGCACAUGCAGGCACAUCUCUCCGUUUCGCCGUAGAAUUACAUGUGGUUGCUGGCAUGCACAAUUCAAUUGAUAUAGGUAGCAGCUAUGCUGGUACGGGCUCUACAUACAUGCGAAUAAACAAGAGAAAGAGAUAUAUGUAUAUGCGCCCACUCGGUGUACAUUACUGUCAUUAGGAUGGUCUCAUAAUCAGGGACCGGAUAAGACAGUGUAGGCCUAUCGGUUAUUUUCGCUAUUUGACUUCAAAGUUCGGGAUCAGCUGCACCUGCACUAUAUCAGAGGAAGACGGAUCAACGUGACACCGCUGACACCAUCUGCGAUCCGGAAAAACACUAUUCUUCGUAGGAAAUCUAAUUCAGCUUAACUGACGCAUACAGAUUCGCAAUGACUUCCAAUCUUCUGAGCAUCAACUUCUUACGGCAGUUGAUACGCCAUGAGCAACGUCUCAACCAAACAUCGUCAUUUCACAAGACUCUAAGCAGGACUUUAAGGACACCUUCAACCUGUUCAACAGGGCGAAAGGCAUCAUCCAGAUCGACCAAUGUACUGAAGGUUGCGGGGGUGUUCCUGACCGGUGGUGCAGCGGCUCUUUGGAUCCCAACGAAACGGAAAGGAGUCACCAGUAUGUUUUCAUCGCUAUGCGAUCGAUAUAAUUUCUCGCCUUUGCAACUAGUUUUAAAAAGAUCUCUCUGCGCCCCGGGAAAUCCGAAGGGCACUCCCGAGCGGGACCUACCUGGUUGGACCCCGAGGACGAAGGAGCUAUACGCGGACUAUCAGAGACAGCUUCUCCGGGACUCCACGGGCUGGAAGGAGAUGCUCAACUCGGUGGACAGGGAGAGGAACAAACGGCUCUAUACGCUGAAUCACCCAGAAUACGGCGCAACCUUCGAAUACGUGAUGUUCUCCAACGAGGAGCAGAAGAAGAGCAUGGCCGUCGUGCAGUUUGGAGAGAAGGUCCAGGGGCCUCCGGGAUAUGUCCACGGAGGAGCUAUAGCAACGAUAGGUGAUGCCUGCGCCGGAGUCCUCAUCCAUGAGGGCCUCAGUAUGAAGACCUGUGUUACUGCCAACCUCAGCGUCAAUUAUAAAAAGCCUUUACCUCUAAAGUCAACCAUCAUUAUAGAGACCGUAGUGGACAAGAUAGAUGGGAGGAAGUGUUUCACAACAAGCAUCUUCAAGAGUCCUGAUGGUAGCAUAAUCUACGACACCGUCACAACUGUUUUCGUAGAUGUUUCGUAUCAUUUAAAGAAGGAAUCGGCAACUAAAAGCUAAAUAAAUUUGAGUAUAUGUCACUAAAAUUCUAGAGUGUUGUCACUUGGAAUGUUAGGGAUAAGAAAUUCUUCCAAUUCCAUUAUUAUAAAAUUCAUGAUGUAUCUGAUGUUGUACUUAAGUUUGCUGCAGGGGUCUUUUAAUUUCACAAAGUUUCUUGCCAGUGAAACCACUGCUUCUGAUUGGCAGAAUAUAUCUUGCAAUUGAAAAUUGUAAUUAUUUAUCAUAUUUUUUUAAUAAUUACUGGUAAUUGUCGUAAUCCAUAUUUAAAACAGGGUCAAGCAAAAUUAAAUGAAAUCUGUGAUACACCAACUAUGAACAGGAUUAAGAUCGAAUGUAGUAUCUUUUCUUUAGAUUUAUAGUACUUCCUUUCAACAUACUUGCUACUUGUAAAUCUUGAUUUAUAUCAAGAAAUUUUCAAUUUCUUUUAAUUUGCUUUGAAAGAAGGCAUUGCCUUUUAAGAAAAAAAGACAUCAAAAUCUACAAAUCCUUGAUCAUUGCCUUUAAAUUUUAGAAUCUGGGAGGCUUUUAAUUUAGAAUUUGUUGUCUUGCAAGUUGUCGGAUAAGACAAAUUUUCUGAUUUUUAUUGGACAAGAAGCACAGUUGGCUGUGUGUUACUGCGACAACUGUCCGCUCAUAAUAACUUGUCGGUGUCAACGCAUGUAAGAAACGGUUCCAUUUCUUUUAAGUUUGGAAAAUGCUUGUCAAAUUUGAAACCUUUUAAAGGGAAAAAUACGGAUAUGUUGAAAAUGUAAGAUAAGAAAUAUUUUUAGAGGAGGUAAUUCCUUGUGAAAUUUGAUUGAUGUGUUCAGUCAUCUACAUACAGAAUGCAUUGUAUAUAUUAAUGCUACAUUUCCAUUCAUUGAUCCUAUUUAUAAUACUUUUUAAAAUGUAAUGAAUAUCAUUCUAAUAAUCUACGAUAUUGAACUGAAUCAGUUAUAACCGGUGCGUAGGGUGCUUACAUGUAUACAUGUUUAUAAUUUUAAGGCAAAUAUUAUGAUUCAAUGUCAGUAUUUUUUUUAUUCAAAUGUCUUAACCAAUGAAUGUGUACCAAUUACUUGUCAAUGAAUGCACAAAGGAUUUCAAAGCAGAUAGGGAUGAUGAUGUUCAAGGAUGUAGAUAAAUCUAGAAACAUGGGUCAAUUCCUGUGCAAUAUUCUGAUAAAUUAGGAAGUGAUAUUGUUUUGUAAUACUUAUUUCAUGGACUUUUCCACUUUCAGUUUUUAGAGUACUGCAGCUUUAUGUGGUGAAUUACUGACAAUCAUAGGGAUUAGGGUAACCAAAGUAUGAAUUAAUGAGAAGUUUUUCUAUGUUUGUUCAGAAAAUCUUUUGUGUUAUGACUUUUUAAAUAAAGGACUAAUUUUGUAGUAUUUCCCAAGCUA
Messenger RNA from Lytechinus pictus (painted urchin), 2751 nucleotides. RefSeq names its product acyl-coenzyme A thioesterase THEM4-like. The record is from RefSeq and is a predicted model, not a curated record. The transcript has 5 exons. The coding region runs from base 489 to 1373 and encodes 294 amino acids. NCBI's taxonomy places the organism in Eukaryota, Metazoa, Echinodermata, Echinoidea, Temnopleuroida, Toxopneustidae.